AAAACACAAGCACAAUACGAAUUUUGUAAUUUAUUUUUUUAUUAAUAACUCAUAUAAAUUUAGUUAAAUAAAUUUAAUGAUAUGCCUUGCGGAUCGAUUUAUAUUACGAGAUUAAAAUUAAAAUAUGAGGGAAAAGAAAAUAAAAGUGUUUUUGUUUUGUGUGUUUUUUACGGAAAAUUGAAAUACUUUUUGGCUUUGGACAGAAAUACGAUUUUUGUAAUUUAUAGUUGUCUUAAUUUUCCCUCUUUCUCUCUUCAACUUCAAUUUUCAUUCUAUUUUCGAACUUCAUAAAUCCAACGAAAUGGCCCCUCGCCCUCGCGGGAUCCCUUCCUUCCUCAAGAUCAUGCUCGACUGUUCCGCUACUCACCUGCCAUUGCCAACUGGUUUCGUCCGCAAGCACUUGGAGAACGACAUCCCUGAAAACGCAACACUCCGAUCUGUAGUUGAAGAUACCCGGUUGGAGUUUGGGGAUUUUCUUGUCUUUUGGCUACUUGGUCGCUCCAUCUUCAAGCUCUUAAUUUUCGGUACCAAUGGGUGUGAAAAAAAAUUCCCGCUUGAACAUGAUCACGUUCAUGAUGAAGAAGAAGGUGAUGAUAUUGAUGGGGAUGCCGGGGAUCCUUGCUUUACGAAAGUUAUACCGAAAAAGGGAAAACAAAAAUUUGCUUUGCGGUUUCCGUUGGAAUUUGCACGAUUGAUCAGAUUGACUGCAGGAAGAACAAUGAGCAUGAAGAAUCUGCAAGGAAAAGAGUGGCCAGUAAGGUUACUUUCAGAGGGGGGACAUUAUACAAGGUACUAUUUGUCGAAGGGGUGGAGUGAAUUUCUGCGAGAUAAUGACAUAUGUGAAGGAGAUACAUGUGUAUUCAAGUAUCUCAGAAGCGAAGAUAAGUUCUGUCUAGCAGAAAUCAUCAAGAAAAGAGCUCAAGCCGACGGAGCUAUGGCUGUUGAAAGUCUGAAGAGACCAAGAGGGCGGCCGGUACGUGUGGUGGUGGAGCAGCCAGCCGGAAAAGUUUUAAAGAGACCGAGAGGUCGGCCGCCGUGUGUGGAGGUGGCGGUGGAGAAAAGGGCGAGGCCCACAGAACCAGAUGAAGGCUUGAAGAGGAAGAGAGGGCAGCCGAGGCGUGUGGAGAGUAAAGACGGCGGUGUGUAG
Messenger RNA from Lactuca saligna, 1147 nucleotides. NCBI's taxonomy places the organism in Eukaryota, Viridiplantae, Streptophyta, Magnoliopsida, Asterales, Asteraceae. The record is from the annotation of a GenBank genome assembly.